Notolabrus celidotus (New Zealand spotty) is the source of this 2054-nucleotide messenger RNA. Its product is annotated as carboxypeptidase N subunit 2-like. The transcript has a single exon. NCBI's taxonomy places the organism in Eukaryota, Metazoa, Chordata, Actinopteri, Labriformes, Labridae. Gene Ontology annotation, cellular component: extracellular matrix. The record is from RefSeq and is a predicted model, not a curated record. The coding region runs from base 1 to 1575 and encodes 524 amino acids. Gene Ontology annotation, molecular function: protein binding.
AUGGGUAAAAAAUUGGGUCUGGUUUUGUUCCUGGUGUUGCUUCUCUGUCACAAAGGAAACUUACAGCUUCAAACCUUGUGUCCGUAUCGAUGUCAGUGUUUCACUCCUGUCCAAGUCCUGUGUGCUGACUCGUGGAUUUCAGCUUUACCCAGAAACAUGUCCGGACAGGUUACAGAGUUUAUUCUCAUGACCUCCAGUGUGGCCCACCUCUUCCCCAACACUUUAGAAGAGAGCCCACAACUCACCAAAUUAAUCUUCCUUAGUAAUGUCCUCAGAAGUAUUCACUCUCAGGCUUUUGCACAUCUGAACAAGCUGCAGGAGCUGGAAAUCAGUGGGAACCCUCUUCUGGAUCAUUUGUAUCUGGGGACUUUUUCAGAGCAGGAGAACUUGACUAAACUGCUUCUAAACUAUAACAAGUUUAAGACGGUGCUUCCUGGUAUGUUUGACUCCCUCAAGCAGCUGGAAAGUCUUCAAAUGAAGUACAACCUCAUAUCAGAUCUGCCUGCAUUUAUAUUCCUAAAGCUCAACAAUCUGCAUGCCCUGGAUUUGUCACAAAAUAAAUUAAAAGAAUUGAAAAGGGAAACCUUUGCUGGUCUCGAAAGGCUUGAGACCCUGAAAAUUAACUACAACCUCAUCAGCAAUCUGACAGCUGACACGUUUCACAAUAUGUCUCAGCUGAUUGAGCUUCACUUGGAGGGGAAUACGAUUUCAGAGCUUGCUGAUGGUAUUUUUCAGGAGUUAACAAAUCUGAAGGAACUUAACCUUCGUGGGAACCUUCUUACAACCUUCAGCAGCAAAGUUUUUGGAUUGCAAACCUCAAAUUUGAAGGAGCUGAACCUGAAAGGCAACAGACUGACCGAGCUGUCCUCAAUUAGCAGUUUGAUAUAUCUUACUGAUCUUAUUGUAUCCUCUAACCAGCUCUCCUACCUUCCUGAGGGCAUUUUUAGAAACUUCACAACCCUGGAGAAUCUGGAUCUAUCUGAAAACCAACUCAGCUCGCUGCCGGAAACAAUCUUUCAUGAUCUAUUUGCAAUCAAGACAGUCUACCUAAACAAGAACAACCUGAGCAAAGUGGAGGCCAAUCUGUUUCAGGACCAGCUGCUCAUGGAGCAGCUCUACCUGUCCGAUAACCAGCUGGAAACUGUCCCUUUUGGGCUGUUGGACCCUUUUAUCAUGCAGUACACUGUGAGACUGCAUGGAAACCCCUGGAAAUGUGACUGUCACAUGUUUUAUCUUCAUGACUGGGUGGAGAAGAACAGCCUGGGCAUUGAGAUGCUGGACAGGGUGCUCUGUGACAGUCCAGGCUUUUUGAGAAGACAGACUAUCACCUCCAUCAACAAAGACCACCUGAUGUGUCGGGUGUCUACAGAUAACAUGCCUGAUUUAAAUAGCUGCAGCAUACAAUCUUCAAAUGACACUGUGACUAUCAAAUGUAAGGCGGAUAAAUCCUCCUUCAUGACUGUGAAGGUGCAGUUUGAAGAGGAUGACGGCAGGAUUAAGGAGCAUGUUUUGACCAACAAGCCUGGACCUUCUGAAUUUGGUGAUGGUAGAACAGCAGAGAGCCCCCUUGAGUAGUGUUUUAUAUUAACUCUGUUUUAUGUGGAAAUACGUACUCCUGCAUGUAGUCUUUUAAACAGUCACAUUAUGUGUUCUACCUGUGACAGUCAAUACUGUAAACAAACAUCUUACUCUGCAGCUGAUAACACGCUGAUUGAUAAGAGGGGUGUUUGAACCCAUUUCCUGUUAAGUUCAAAGUUCAGCUCACCAAAAAUCCUGUCACCGAUUAACAUGUUAAUCAUCUGCUAAUGUGCUGAACCUCCAGUAGAUGCCUCUCUGUUCCUUAUUUAUGGCUGUGCUUGACUGUCUUCAGACAUCAAGAAAAGCAGUUGGUUGAAGUGAAACUGAACAAUCAUCAGGAUGACUAGGGCAGAAUACUCAGAGGUGGGAACAGUUAAUCAAAAACAUAACUCUGCUAAUUGAUGAUCUGUUAAUGAUGUCCUUAACUUUGAUAACAGGUCCUCCAUUAAUUCUGAUUAAAAUGAACAGAAGUUAAA